Gloeophyllum trabeum ATCC 11539 is the source of this 192-nucleotide messenger RNA. RefSeq lists its product as uncharacterized. Lineage: Eukaryota; Fungi; Basidiomycota; Agaricomycetes; Gloeophyllales; Gloeophyllaceae. Bases 1 to 192 code for a protein of 63 amino acids. The record is from RefSeq and is a predicted model, not a curated record. The transcript is spliced from 5 exons.
AUGAACGCAGGCGCGCCUGCCAACAAGCAACAUCAGCAAUGUGAACGUAAGGCCUCCCGCCUUCGUGGAGGUGGUGCCGCUAGGGACUGCUUCCUUGGUGCCGUCGAGUGCUUCCUCUGCUUCGAGUGCUGCAAGGACUGCUGCGAGUGCUUCGCGGACAUCGUUUGCUGCCCUUGCGAGAUGUGUUGCUAG